AUGUUAUAUAUCAAAAAGAAAAAUCGGAACGUCUCUAUCGAAAUGCAUCACCACUCAUUUAUUCUCAGUAUCUCACUAUUAUUAAUCGGUUUUACUUGUUUCGCCAGUGGCCUCUUCUUUUUUAAAAGUCGAAAUACACCUGAACCAUCAUCACAAGCUUCAUCAUCUCCAUUAACAACGACUGGCAAUCCUAUAUCGAUGAAACCCUAUGUGACAGUACCACCGUCCACAUCGAGCGUGCCGAUGAUUACUGAAACAGUCGAUGAAGAGGGUAAUACUUAUGUAGGACAAAUCGAUUCUACUGGAAAGAAACAUGGUUACGGAGUGUUCACUUUCUUCAAUGGAUUGAUGAAAUAUAGUGGACGAUGGGACAAGAAUUACAUGUCAGGCUACGGGGAAAUGGUAUGGGCUGACAAACAUCGAUAUAUUGGCUAUUGGAGAGCUGGUCAAAGAUCAGGUUAUGGUAUCAUGAUCUGGCCAAGUGGUAAUCGUUAUCAAGGUGAGUCGUUUGUCUAUGAUUCUACUUUUUUAGAUAUCGAGUGCCAAGAAGACAGUAGAGUUUUCUUUUCCUGUAUCUUGAUGUUUAUUGAUUGUUUAGGAAAUUGGGUGAGAGAUAAAAGACAAGGACAAGGAAUUCAAACUCAACCCAAUGGUCAAAAGCAAAGUGGUAAAUGGUACAAUGAUAAUUUUAUCGGUAAUGAUGUUCAAACACAACGAUAUGCUGACGAUGUAUCAUUCACUGGCAAAGAUGAAAAGAAUAUCUUAAAUGAAACAGAACAGCAAUCAGAAACAAAUGAUAGAGCAGUUAAUCUGUAA
This is a messenger RNA of Adineta ricciae, 816 nucleotides long. The record is from the annotation of a GenBank genome assembly. NCBI's taxonomy places the organism in Eukaryota, Metazoa, Rotifera, Eurotatoria, Adinetida, Adinetidae.